Rhinolophus ferrumequinum (greater horseshoe bat) is the source of this 1970-nucleotide messenger RNA. It is a transcript of the gene RLBP1, whose product is annotated as retinaldehyde binding protein 1. The record is from RefSeq and is a predicted model, not a curated record. The transcript is spliced from 8 exons. Gene Ontology annotation, molecular function: phosphatidylinositol bisphosphate binding. Gene Ontology annotation, cellular component: membrane. Bases 1017 to 1970 code for a protein of 317 amino acids. Lineage: Eukaryota; Metazoa; Chordata; Mammalia; Chiroptera; Rhinolophidae.
GAAAUAGGGAGCUCCCUGCCCUUGGAAUCCUGGAGGGAAUAUUCUAAAGGAAUCCCACCCCUCCAAGGGGAAUACCAAAGCAGAGACUGGGAACCCUGCUGAAGGGCUACAAAGGGGUUUCCCUGCUGUCCAGAGGAUGGGAUAAGUCCCCUCCACCAGAUGUGUCUGGAGUAAGUGCCAGCACACAUUUACACUUACUAAGUGUCACUAAGCUAAGCAUCCGACUGCAUUUCACCCUCACUAAAGCCCUGCGCCUGUCUCCAUAGUUCAGAGAAGGAAACUGAGUCACUGAUGGUGAAGUCACUUCUCACAGCUAUAAAGUGCAGGAGUAGGCUUUAAAAGAGGGCAGUCAGAGCAGGCUCCUACCACGGGUCGGGUCGGCCUGUCUUGUUCUCACCCCCGUUCAGCCUAACCAGUUACAUUUCCCAAUUGGCCCCACUCACUGUGGAGGUGACAACUGCCUCUCCAGGCCCUGAUGCGCUGGGGGAGAAAGUGACAGGCCUGGACUCGCCCCAGCUGCCACUGCAUCGGCAAUCACAUUGAAAAUUUCCCUCUGCCUCCUGCAUGUCAUACCCUGGGGUACGCUCUCUCAGAGCCCCCUUGCGAUGACAGGACAGGGAGCAGGGAAUGGGGCUGGCCCGGAUCCCACCCCCCCAGCCUGGCUUCCACAUGCUGAGCAGGAGCAGACCACACAAAGGAGGGCUUUGAGGCGGCUCCAGCCAGGCCCAGGCUGAUCCCCUCUCCCCGCUGGCGCUUUGCUGGCCCCAAUUUGGGCCUCUGGUGAGCCUGAUUGAACAGAAACCGUGGGCCUGAGAAGUUCCUUGUGACAUACUAAUCCCAGCCUGCUGACUGGACCAAGCCCCCAGCGGAGGCAACCCAGGGCUCCCAGAGGACGCAGGAACCAGGUGGCCCCAAGGAGGAGCCGCUGACCUGGCAGGAAGAAGGCUCCCUGGAGAGACCAGGACAGGGGAAGUGGGCCUUCUUUUUCCGAGGACUCUGAGUCUUUCAGAGGCAGCAUGUCAGAAGGGGCGGGCACCUUCCGCAUGGUCCCUGAAGAGGAACGGGAGCUCCGUGCCCAGCUGGAGAGGCUUACAACCAAGGACCAUGGGCCUGUCUUUGGCCGGUGCAUCAAGCUGCCCCCCCACACCUUGAGGAAGGCCAGAGACGAGCUGAACGAGAGGGAGGAGACGCGGGAAGAGGUGGUGCGAGAGCUUCAGGAACUGGUGCGGGCGCAGGCGGACUCGGGGCAGGAGCUGGCCCGGGCUGUGGCCGAGAAGGUGCAGGGGAGGGACAGCGCCUUCUUCCUGCGCUUCAUCCGCGCGCGCAAGUUCCACGUGGGGCGUGCCUACGAGCUGCUCAGAGGCUACGUGCACUUCCGACUGCAGUACCCCGAGCUCUUCGACAGCCUGUCCCUGGAGGCCAUCCGCUGCACCAUUGAGGCUGGCUACCCUGGUGUGCUCUCCAGUCGGGACAAGUAUGGCCGAGUGGUCAUGCUCUUCAACGUUGAGAAGUGGGACUAUGAAGAAAUUACCUUCGACGAGAUCUUGCAGGCGUAUUGUUUCAUCCUGGAGAAACUACUGGAGAACGAGGAAACUCAAAUUAACGGCUUCUGCAUCGUGGAGAACUUCAAGGGCUUUACCAUGCAGCAGGCUGCCGGGCUUCGCGCUGCCGACCUCAGGAAGAUGGUGGAUAUGCUCCAGGAUUCCUUCCCAGCCCGGUUCAAAGCCAUCCACUUCAUACACCAGCCGUGGUACUUCACCACGACCUACAACGUGGUCAAGCCCUUCCUGAAGAGCAAACUGCUCCAGAGGGUCUUUGUCCACGGAGAUGACCUCUCUGGCUUCUUCCAGGAGAUUGACAAAGACAUCCUGCCCACCGACUUUGGGGGCACACUGCCCAAGUAUGACGGCAGAGUCGUUGCUGAGCAGCUCUUUGGCCCCCGGGCCCAAGCCGAGAACACCACCUUCUGA